This is a messenger RNA of Arxiozyma heterogenica, 1377 nucleotides long. RefSeq names its product Mum3p (gene MUM3). The coding region runs from base 1 to 1377 and encodes 458 amino acids. The transcript has a single exon. Lineage: Eukaryota; Fungi; Ascomycota; Saccharomycetes; Saccharomycetales; Saccharomycetaceae. Gene Ontology annotation, cellular component: endomembrane system. The record is from RefSeq and is a predicted model, not a curated record. Gene Ontology annotation, molecular function: 1-acylglycerol-3-phosphate O-acyltransferase activity.
AUGGGCGCUUUAGAUUUUUUUACAGUAUAUUUAAUAGGUGAAGAUUUUAAGUUCCCUAAAUGGAAUAUAUCCAAAUGGAUAACUGCACUAUAUCAUCUGAUUUUUCUUCUAUGUUUAAUUAAAACAACACUAUUUGUAAAAGCCUCUAGUUUUGUACUCAAAUCAAUUCAAAAUUCAAGAGUGUAUAUUAAAAAUGUCUAUCGAAUGAAAAAAAUUCUCAAUUUUAUACCAAUACUAGGAAACAGUUUGACUAACUUUUUGGUCUUGUUUGAAAAUACAUUAAAUAACGAUAUAUUACCGUUUUUGACUAAAAUGAAAAUUGUGUUGCCAAUUAUGGUUCAUGUCAUAUUGAUAAAAAUAUGCUUUAUUGAAAACAACAAUAUUGAUAUUUUCUUUACUGGAGAAAGCGAGGAAUUGCUAUUGUUUUGUGGAGAAUCUUUAUUAACAACACUAAUUUUAAGUAAUCACAGAUCAAUAAACGACUAUUUGUUAAUUGCUUAUAUCACACUAUAUAGUUCCGGCCCACUCAAGGAAUCUGACACUUUCAUAGAAACAUUUUUCUUACUUUGGGAAAAUAAUCAAACAACCAAUAACAUUCACUUCUCAUUUCUCUCAUGGGGCACCGUUUUCCAAAUACCAACGAGAAAAUUCUUCAAGAAUAUAUUGUUAAAAGAUGAAAAUAUUACUAUGGAUUCUAAAAAUAUAAAACAGUUUAUUCAAGCAAAUGGAGAGAAUGUGUUCCUUUUAUUCCCAGAAGUUAAUAUACUCACCACAGAAUUAGCCAUGAUUCAGAGAAAAUUAAAUCACGUGUAUUAUCCUUUUGUUAAUAAAUACUAUAAUGUAUUAUCACCUAGAUUUAACCAAUUUAUCAACAUAUUGAAAUCCUUUAAAGAUGUGAUUUGUCUUCCAUCUUUGUCGAACAGAAAUCCGAAUUGGCAAGAGCAAAAAGUCAGGAAUGCCAACAACAAUCAAUUAAAGAAAAAGAAGCAAAUAUUAGAAUUGAGUAACUCACUUGUUUCUACACAAAAGGAAAAAAAAUCAAUCUUAUUUAACAAAUUUUUAUAUGAUGUGACGAUAGUGUAUUAUUCACCGAUAUUAGUUACAAAAGGCCAUAAUCAUGACACUGGAAAUUUAAAGACCAUUAAUGGAAUACAGAUCCAAGAGAUCAAUCCCUCAUUUUUCAAAAUUUUUCAAUGUAGAUUUGAUAUAGAAAAGAAUAAUACUUCCCCUGUUAUCAUUAUCAUUGAUAUUAAAAGACAUCCAAUUGCAACUUUACUAUCAUUGAAAGAGAAAAAAUUAGAAAAAUGGCUAGAAAUGCAAUGGAUAAGAAAAGAUAGUUUAAUUAACAGCUUACACUCCAAUAUCACUGUCGAAUAA